AUGUCCUGUAUCAGCUUUACUGAAACGCAGAGUCCGGGACUAUGGCUUCCUCGAAGCAUCAACACCAUCUUCAAAUGGAUCAGCCAAAAGGUCCAGCAAACUGCAGCCCAAGACCUGCCCAUGAACCCAAAUGUCCAAGCCUUCUCCGACUUUGUCAACGCCGAUGAGAAGUUGAGCAUCCUUGCAGAACAGAUGUUUGCCGAAGUUCCUCUCGGUUACCAUCAUGGCACAGAUCCAAUCGGAAACCCCCAGAUUCGUGACUUUGCAACCUUCAUUGCGGUCCUGAACCGCAUCAUCGUCACGGGUCCCGAGUUCUUUGAAGUGAAUGAUUCUGAUGCGAUGGGAUUGAUUGGCUUUCCUAUUAACGCAGUGCUCAAUUGGCCUAUGGGUACCAAUUCAGGACUGAUCUUUUGGUACCUCCCCUCGGUGAACCAGAAGUUCCAACCCAUUCUCCAAGACUAUGAGGCGUUUCUUGCUUCACCUGCCUCGAAAGCAGUUCUCAAGGCGCCAAAUGGGUGGGUGGGACUCAGAGCUCAGAGCCUACUUGCCAGUAGCGCUAUCCUCGAUGGGCCGGAUCGCAGGUUCACGGAUAUCUACCGUUGCCCCAAUCCCGAUGAUCCCCUGUACCUUGGGUUCGAGUCUUGGGACCAAUUCUUCACUAAGAAAUUCAAGCCAGGCGUCCGUCCUGUGGCACAGCCAAACAACACCUCCAUACUGAACAACUCCUGCGAGUCGACUCCACUGCAGUACAAACAGAAUGUCAAAGCCAGCGACGUCUUCAUGCUCAAGGAUCAGCCGUAUUCUCUUGAGAAUAUGUUCAACUUCAAUCAACUCUACGUGGAGCAUUUCAAGGGUGGAUCUGUCUACCAAGCAUUCCUCAGCGCUCUGAGUUACCAUCGUUGGAGCUCACCGGUAAAUGGCAAGGUGUUUGGCAUUGUGAACGUUCCUGGAACGUAUUACAGUCAAAGUCCAUCUCAGGGUUUCCCAAACCCCGAUCCAUGUGCGACACUAGACUCACAGCCGUAUCUAUCGUCUGUAGCCACACGGGGCAUCAUCUACAUUCAAGCUGAAGGUCCUAUUGGUCUUAUGGCCAUUGUGUAUAUUGGGAUGGCUGAGGUUUCGAGCUGUGAAUUCACGGUUGCUAAGGGUCAGACGAUUUCGAAGGGAGAUGAACUUGGCAUGUUCCAUUUUGGAGGGAGUAGCUACUGCAUGGUUUUUGGACCUGACGUGAAGCUGGUAUUCAAUCAGCCUCCGGGUGAGCCAGAGGAGGAUGGCACAUGGGAUUGGAGUACGAAGAAUAAUCUUGCACUCAACAGCGCAUUGGCUGCUGUGGAAUAUUCCCAUCUUAACACCGGCUAA
This is a messenger RNA of Fusarium coffeatum, 1359 nucleotides long. RefSeq lists its product as uncharacterized. Gene Ontology annotation, cellular component: mitochondrion. The record is from RefSeq and is a predicted model, not a curated record. Bases 1 to 1359 code for a protein of 452 amino acids. Gene Ontology annotation, molecular function: phosphatidylserine decarboxylase activity. Gene Ontology annotation, biological process: phosphatidylethanolamine biosynthetic process. The transcript has a single exon. Lineage: Eukaryota; Fungi; Ascomycota; Sordariomycetes; Hypocreales; Nectriaceae.